UCAGCCUCAGUCACAUGAUUACAGAGUUACCGUUACGUUAAACACGGCUUCGGUUUUCUUCCCCUAAUUCGGUCUAGGUCGUUUUAUGCCCGCACACACACUCGAGCCGUUUGUAUGACCGGAGAAGCGGCAGAAGAACACCUCGAGACCGAGUUCCAACAUGGAGACUGGAUGUCGAACUGCUGUACUUUCGGUUAUCCUGUCCAUUGUUGUGUUUGUUAGAGUCUGUCGCAACAGCCUAGCAGAGAUUGACCCUGUGGUGGUGGAAGAGCUCCUACUCUGGGAGAAAGAAGGAAUGGGGGAGGUGAACACCUACAGAAUUCCCCUGCUCACCUCCACCCCCAAUGGAAACCUGCUGGCUAUUGUUGAGGCCAGGAAAAUGAAUUCGGAUGAUGCAGGGUCAAAGUUCAUCGCUCAGCGCCGGUCCACUGACAGAGGAGCCACUUGGUCCCCGAGCUCAUUUAUUAUUGACGAUGUUACAAGUCCGGAUGGUCUGAACCUGGGCUCUGUGGUGGUGGACCAUGAGAAGAAUGUGAUUUUUUUGAUCUACACCUUGUGCUUCCACUUCAACAAGUGCAGCACUUCCAGCGUCAUGAUGAUAGAGAGCAAGAAUGAUGGCCUGAGCUGGAGUGAACCCAGAAACCUCUCACUUCAGCUCGGGGUCGAGGCCUUUGCACCAGGACCAGGAUUUGGAAUCCAGAAGCGAUAUGAUCCAGGUAAAGGGAGGCUGGUGGUUUGUGGACAUGGAACAAUAGAAGACGACGGUGUUUUCUGCAUCCUCAGUGAUGACCAUGGAAUAACCUGGUACAAAGGUGAACCUCUCAGGAGCAUCCCCUACCACCACAAGAAGAAAACAUUGGAUUUCAUUCCGGAUGAACCACAGCUGGUUGAGAUGUUGGACGGCAGCAUCAUUGUCAAUGCACGGAACCAGUACAAGUACCACUGCAAAUGCCGUGUGAUUGUACGCAGCCUGGACGGUGGACUGACCCUGCCCAUAGAGGAGCUGUAUUUUGACGAAACACUUAUCGAUCCUUCAGUAGCAGCAGGACUUUUGCAGAAAGAGGGAGUGCUGUACUUCACCAAUCCUUCCAAUACAAACAGCAGAGAAAACCUAACCUUACGUUGGUCGCUGAACAACGGUGAGUCUUGGAAGAAUAAAACUGUGCAGAUUUGGCCGGGACCAAGUUGCUACUCUUGCAUCACAAGCAUGGACACCGGCUUCAUACAAGACAAGAAAUACAUAUAUGUCAUUUAUGAGAAGGGCCAGAAAAAUUGUGAUGAGACCAUCUCAUUUGUGAAGAUUCGCCUGUACGCAGGGCAUUAGAACAAUAAAGGGAAAUAAAAGUGCUGACGUUUGGUUCAGAUCACUGGGGAACUUGACACCGUGACUCGACAGAAGGUUGUGUUUGAUCGUCACUGUGAAAGGAACAUUUUGAAAAUGUGUUUGAUUUUUCUGUUUUUUAAAAUCCAAUCACAUAAAAUCAAGGUAUCAUCACUGCGAUGGUUUGUGAUGCUGAUACUUUGCCAAUUAUUUACACAGCACUAUUAUGAUUAUAUGAGUAUUGUCAAAAUAUUCCACAGGUCAAAUAAGAUACUUUUCUAAAGGGUGAAACCAAAUAUUCAUUACAUGUCAGCAUAAAUCUAUGGUUCUCCUUCAGCCUUAAGACAAAAAUAAAAAAAUUAUUUGACCAAA
Messenger RNA from Cynoglossus semilaevis (tongue sole), 1693 nucleotides. RefSeq names its product neuraminidase 1 (gene neu1). Gene Ontology annotation, cellular component: membrane; cytoplasm; intracellular membrane-bounded organelle. The transcript has 6 exons. NCBI's taxonomy places the organism in Eukaryota, Metazoa, Chordata, Actinopteri, Pleuronectiformes, Cynoglossidae. Bases 161 to 1324 code for a protein of 387 amino acids. Gene Ontology annotation, molecular function: exo-alpha-sialidase activity. Gene Ontology annotation, biological process: ganglioside catabolic process; oligosaccharide catabolic process. The record is from RefSeq and is a predicted model, not a curated record.